Molecule: messenger RNA, 529 nt
Organism: Prorocentrum cordatum
Lineage: Eukaryota; Dinophyceae; Prorocentrales; Prorocentraceae
Source: the annotation of a GenBank genome assembly
UCCUCAAGAAGGGCUCGUCGAUAUGAAUCUUACUGUCCCAGCCAAUCAGGGCGCAGGGGACAACCGCGCAAGACUAUUUUAUUCUUUGAAUGAAACACACAAGGGGGGGCCUCCAGCCCAGCGGGCGUGGCCAGCGCUGCCGGCGUCCAGCGCCCCUCGGAGAAACACUACCGAUUGGUGUCCCGUAGAGGGCUUGACCAGGCGAGGCAUGGCGAGGAGGGGGGAGGAGAGGGGGAGACAGAGGAGGAAGGAGGCGGAGGUGGCGAGUGCUGACAAGGCCAGGGCUGGCAGGCUGGGCACACUGGAGGCACGCCGCGCGGGGAUCUCGCACUGAGGAGCUUUCCCCGCGGCGGCUCAGGCGGACGGCGCAAGGGCCCUGGCUGGAUCACCCUGUGUAGGACUCCCGCGACGGACCUUCGAAGGAGGCGCAGGAGGAACGGCGACGACGACGACGACGACGACGGGGAUGGGAGGAGGGAGGGAGGAGCGAAGAAGGGGAGGCGGGAGACAAGGGGAGAGAAGGGGCAGG